GCGUCGUCUCGUCUCGGCCUCGUUCCUAUCGCCCCGUGCGCCCAGUCCACCGCCGCGGCCCCUCCUCCCUUCGCCCGCCCGGGACUCGAUAAAUCCAUAAUCCACGUGUGAAGUGCCCACCGCGCCACCACCCCACGCCACGCCGCCCGUGUAAACCCCACCCGGAUCGGCGGCGGCCGGUGGCCGGUCCCCGAGUCUCGAAGCGAGCGACCCACCGCCCCGGCCACCAUGCUGCGCUGCCACACGCCGCCGCAAUGCGGCCGCGCGCCGCUCCGCGGGAGGCGGGAGCCGCGCGCGGCGUCGGCGACGGUGGUGCGGUGCUCGCGGGGCGCGCCGCAGGUGUCCGGGCUCGAGGCGGCGUCGGGCCACGCUGCUGCCUCGUUGGAGGCGGAGGUGGGUGGACAGAGGCCGAGCCUGGCGGAGCGGCUGCGGCUGGGGAGCCUCCUGGAGGACGGGCUGUCGUACAAGGAGAGCUUCAUCGUGCGGUGCUACGAGGUGGGCAUCAACAAGACGGCCACCGUCGAGACCAUCGCCAACCUCCUCCAGGAGGUAGGAUGUAACCAUGCACAAAGUGUUGGGUUCUCCACCGAUGGUUUCGCCACAACCACAACAAUGAGAAAACUUGGACUUAUUUGGGUGACGAACCGAAUGCACAUUGAGAUCUACAAGUACCCAGCUUGGGGUGAUGUUGUUGAGAUUGAGACCUGGUGCCAAGAAGAUGGAAGGAUUGGUACUCGCCGUGAUUGGAUUCUUAAGGACUUGGCUAAUGAUGAAGUUAUUGGCAGAGCUACUAGCAAGUGGGUCAUGAUGAACCAAAAUACACGCAGGCUUCAGCGAGUCAGUGACGAAGUGAGGGAUGAGGUGUUUGUACAUUGUCCAAAGACUCCAAGAUUAGCAUUCCCAGAGGAAAAUAAUGGCAGUUUGAAGAAGAUUCCAAUUCUUUCAGAUCCUGCACAAUACUCAAGACUAGGACUAGUGCCAAGAAGAGCUGAUCUGGACAUGAACCAACAUGUCAAUAAUGUUACUUACAUUGGUUGGGUCCUUGAAAGCAUACCUCAAGAUAUAAUUGAUACCCAUGAGUUGCAAACGAUCACUCUCGACUACAGAAGAGAAUGCCAGCAUGAUGACAUAGUUGAUUCGCUUACUUACAUAGAGGAAGGAGAGGAGAAAAGUACGAACGGUUCUGCUUUCGCAGCGCCGCACAAAGAAGAGCAGCAGCAGUUCCUGCACUGCUUGAGAUUCGCAGGGACUCGGGAUGAGAUCAACCGCGGCCGCACUGUGUGGAGGAAGCUAGCUAGAUAAAAUGGUUUUGAUCGGUGGUAUUCUGCUCUCCCUAUUGUCUCACCAUUUUGCCUUUCGCAGCCUAGAAUUAUUUAAGAAUCAAUUGUACUGCAAUUUUGUGAUGAAUUAUUACCAUUUGGAGCGUAAUAUGUGAUGAUGCCAUUUUGUAACAUUCGUUGGACCUCAGCUGGAGUUGUAACUGCUGUCCGUUUUGUACCAGUGCACAAUGUUGUACGAUGCAAUAAUCUGCCUUUCUCCAGUUA
This is a messenger RNA of Phragmites australis (common reed), 1544 nucleotides long. Its product is annotated as oleoyl-acyl carrier protein thioesterase 1, chloroplastic-like. Gene Ontology annotation, biological process: fatty acid biosynthetic process. Gene Ontology annotation, molecular function: acyl carrier activity; fatty acyl-[ACP] hydrolase activity. The coding region runs from base 229 to 1302 and encodes 357 amino acids. NCBI's taxonomy places the organism in Eukaryota, Viridiplantae, Streptophyta, Magnoliopsida, Poales, Poaceae. The record is from RefSeq and is a predicted model, not a curated record. The transcript has 7 exons.